AUCCACUAAAACUGUAGAAUGUAGUGUAAACGAAGUCACAGGGGAAAUCAAACAUCUGUUUAUCAAAUGUCAAAUGCCAGCCAAACCGCGCUAAAAAAAAUAAACAAAAUAAACAUUUUUGAUUUAUUUUACCCCAAAAAUAAUAAUUAUAAAUGUUUUGAUGGAGCAAAAUAGCAUUGAAUUUAAUUCCCAAGGAAUUGUAGACUUUGAAGAACAACUGGAAAGAUUUACCGUACGCUCAAAUAAACAACAAAUUUCAGAUCGUCCAUCCACAUCUAGAAAUUUCAAAGAAGAAACCGAUGUCAUUCCACUGUUGAUAGAGGAUAUCCAUCAGCUCAAGUUACCUGACCGUAGCUUUGCUGAAGCAAUAUCUGCCUAUGGAGUUUUAUUUGGAUCAGUUUUAAUUUACGGACGAAUCUCAUCGACUGGUGCUGGUGCAAAUGGAAAAAUUCGCUACUGUCUAGACGAUGGAACCGGUCUCAUCCAAGUGAGACUAGUUAAACAGAAUGCUCUCAAAGACCUCCACCAAAUUGACCUACAAUGUUAUCGAACCUUCGGCAAUAACAAAGAACUUUACAAAAGCGUGCAAAACAUCUUGAAAACCACUCGCCAGCAGUUAUUAGAUGUCGGCUUGCUAAAGUACGGAACCAAAGCUUUACUUAUCGGUCGCCCUCAUCGACUCUACAAUGAAGUCAUCUUCAGCGUGUUCGAAAUGAUUAUAGACUCACAAAGAUCCAAUGAUUUGGAAAUAUCUGUAAAGAAUUUCCUAGUUGAUUGGUACACCACCCGUUACAAGUCCCAUCAACUCCAUGAUCCCCCUUCAUCCCAUCAAUAGAAACUAAUCUAAUUAUACGAGUUUAUACACUCUUUUUAUUUAUAUUUUGCUUCACUGUAAAUAAUAAUACAAAAAAAAAAAAUUAUUUCAUAAACCGUUUAGUUGUUUUGUUCAUUAUUUUUUUUAUAUAUAUAUAAGUUGCAUUCAUUUUGUUUAUUAAAAUUUGUAAAUUCGAUUAAAAAUUUACAUAAAUUUUACUUUAAAAUAUAUAUAGUUAACUGUCGAAACAAUUGCCCAAUGCCAACGGUUAAAAAAAACUACGAUGAU
This is a messenger RNA of Episyrphus balteatus (marmalade hoverfly), 1102 nucleotides long. RefSeq lists its product as uncharacterized. The transcript has a single exon. The record is from RefSeq and is a predicted model, not a curated record. The coding region runs from base 161 to 835 and encodes 224 amino acids. Lineage: Eukaryota; Metazoa; Arthropoda; Insecta; Diptera; Syrphidae.